Messenger RNA from Mya arenaria, 375 nucleotides. RefSeq names its product acanthoscurrin-1-like. The transcript is spliced from 2 exons. The record is from RefSeq and is a predicted model, not a curated record. Lineage: Eukaryota; Metazoa; Mollusca; Bivalvia; Myida; Myidae. The coding region runs from base 1 to 375 and encodes 124 amino acids.
AUGAAGGUCGCCAUUUUGUCUGGUAUGUGUUUGAUGAGCGUGGUACUGCUAGUCACCGCAACGGAAAAGUACAUGAACGGCGGUGGAGUUGGUGCGGGGUACGGUGCGGGGUACGGUAAUUACGGCUAUGGAAUGGCCAUGCCCUACUAUGUAGGCGGUGGCCAUUACGGUGGAGGCGGUUUCGGUGGUGGAGUCGGGGGAGGCAGUGGAGGAUUCGGCGGCAUUUUCGGAAUGCUCAUUUUCUUGUUCGUGUUCAUUUUCAUCAUCCAAAUUCUAUUCGGCGGUGGUGGCUUGGGCGGCAUUGGCGGUGGUGUGGGUGGCAUUGGUGGCAUUGGCGGCCAUAGCUCGAGGGGUGGAGACGGCAACGAAUACUAA